Messenger RNA from Gavialis gangeticus (Gharial), 4285 nucleotides. RefSeq names its product Janus kinase and microtubule interacting protein 3 (gene JAKMIP3). The coding region runs from base 104 to 2785 and encodes 893 amino acids. Gene Ontology annotation, molecular function: microtubule binding; kinase binding. NCBI's taxonomy places the organism in Eukaryota, Metazoa, Chordata, Crocodylia, Gavialidae. The record is from RefSeq and is a predicted model, not a curated record. The transcript has 22 exons.
GCAAGAAAAUGUAGUGGAACAGAAGCAAGGAAGAGCCUCAAGCGGUGGAACAGGGGGUUCUCUCUGCUUGGGAUUUCACCCUCCCUGUCAACACUGUCUCACAAUGUCAAAGAAGGGUGCCAGUAUCCGAGCUAAGGGAGAAAAGCCUGAUGCCUUAGCUGCCUUACAAGCUGCCAAUGAAGAGCUCAGGGCAAAACUCACAGACAUUCAAAUUGAGCUCCAACAAGAAAAGAGUAAGGUCAGCAAGUUGGAAAGGGAGAAAAACCAAGGAGUUAAGCAGAUCAAAGAGCACGAACAGCAUAAAAGCACAGUCUUGGUAACAGAACUUAAAGCCAAACUUCAUGAAGAAAAAAUGAAGGAACUCCAGUCUGUUCGAGAAGCACUUUUGAGACAACAUGAAGCUGAGCUUCUUAGAGUCAUAAAAAUUAAAGAUAACGAAAUCCAGAGACUACAGGCCCUUCUUAAUACAGUACGAGAUGGGGCUCCUGAUAAGGUUAAAACAAUGCUUCUCACAGAAGCAAAGGAAGAGGCCAAGAGAGGGUUUGAAGUGGAGAAAAUAAAAAUGCAGCAGGAAAUUUCAGAGCUAAAAGGGGCUAAAAAGCAAGUGGAAGAAGCUUUAACUUUGGUUAUACAAGCUGACAAAAUUAAAGCAGCAGAGAUAAGGAGUGUCUAUCACUUACACCAAGAGGAAAUCAGCAGGAUCAAGAGAGAGUGUGAAAGAGAGAUCCGCAGACUGAUGGAGGAGAUAAAAUUUAAAGACAGAGCAGUCUACGUGCUGGAAAGAGAGUUAGGGGUUCAAGCCGGGCAUGCUCAGAGACUUCAGCUCCAAAAGGAGGCUUUAGAUGAACAACUUUCCCAGAUCAAAGAGUCUGAUCGGCAUCUGAGCAGCCCCAAACGGGAACUUCCUUAUGCAAGUGGUGCAGGAGACGCUUCAGAUCAUUCAGGAAGCCCCGAACAGCAGUUGGAUGAAAAGGAUGCCCGUCGUUUCCAACUUAAAAUUGCUGAACUAAGUGCAAUCAUCAGGAAGCUGGAAGAUCGGAAUGCACUGCUGUCAGAAGAAAGAAAUGAGCUUUUAAAACGUCUGAGAGAAGCAGAAAGUCAAUAUAAACCCCUCCUGGAUAAAAAUAAACGACUCAGUAGGAAGAAUGAAGAUCUGUCGCAUGCCUUACGCCGAAUGGAAAAUAAAUUGAAAUUUGUAACACAAGAGAACAUCGAAAUGAGGCAAAGAGCUGGGACAAUAAGGAGACCGAGCUCUUUAAAUGACCUUGACCAUAGUCAAGAAGAAAGAGAAGUUGAAUUUCUGAGACUACAAAUUAUUGAACAGCAAAAUAUUAUAGAUGAACUCUCUAAGACUCUUGAAACUGCUGGCUAUGUGAAGAGUGUAAUAGAACGUGAUAAGCUUUUAAGGUACAGGAAACAAAGGAAAAAAAUGACAAAAAUUCCUAAGAAGCCGGUGGUGGAGACAUUUUUUGGCUAUGAUGAAGAAGCUUCCCUUGAGUCUGAUGGUUCUUCUAUCUCAUAUCAGACUGACAGAACAGAUCAAACUCCUUGCACUCCUGAUGAUGACUUGGAAGAGGGGAUGGCCAAAGAAGAAACAGAACUGAGAUUUCGGCAGUUGACAAUGGAAUAUCAAGCUUUGCAACGAGCAUAUGCUUUGUUGCAAGAACAGGUUGGAGGAACAUUGGAUGCAGAACGAGAAGUUAAGACGCGUGAGCAGCUCCAAGCAGAAAUACACAGAUCCCAGGCUCAAAUAGAAGACCUAGAGAAGGCACUUGCUGAGCAGGGACAGGACAUGAAGUGGAUUGAAGAAAAACAAGCAUUAUACAGAAGAAAUCAAGAACUUGUAGACAAGAUAAAACAAAUGGAAACAGAAGAAGCGCGACUAAAACAUGAUGUCCAGGAUGUUAAAGAUCAAAAUGAACUCCUGGAAUUCAGAAUACUAGAGCUUGAAGAGAGAGAAAGAAGAUCGCCUGCUAUCAACUUUCAUCACAUUCCUUUUCCUGAAGGGAAAAGUCCGCUCCAAGUUUACUGUGAGGCAGAAGGUGUAACGGAUAUUCUAGUAGCAGAGCUGAUGAAAAAAUUGGAUAUUUUAGGGGAUAACGCCAAUCUGACCAAUGAAGAGCAAGUAGUUGUCAUACAAGCAAGGACAGUUCUCACACUGGCUGAAAAGUGGCUACAGCAGAUAGAAGUGACAGAAUCUGCACUGCAGCAAAAGAUGCUAGACCUUGAGAAUGAAAAGGAGCUGUUUAGUAAGCAAAAAGGUUAUUUGGAUGAUGAACUUGACUAUCGGAAACAGUCCUUGGAUCAAGCACACAAGCAAAUUCUGGAAUUAGAAGCCAUGCUCUAUGAUGCCCUGCAGCAAGAAGCCGGAGCCAAAAUCUCUGAAAUUCUUUCACAAGAGGAGAAAGACAAGUUGAAGAGUGCUGUAGAACAAUGGAAACGCCAGGUUAUGAGUGAACUCCGAGAGAGGGAUGCCCAGAUUCUGCGUGAAAGAAUGGAACUCAUUCAACAUGCACAACAGAGAAUUAAGGAGCUAGAAGAAAGAAUUGAAGGUCAAAAAAGACAAAUAAAAGAAUUAGAGGAAAAGCCUUCAUUCUUUGGUCAUAGUCUAUCAAGCCACAUACAGAAGCAUACAGAAGAAGCUAGAAAUGCUUAUACUGUUAUUGAGCAAGACAACUUUGGUUGCCAAGAUGGAAAAGGACAUUACAAUUUCAAGAUAUUCAAAUAUAUAUUCUAUUUUGUCACUGAAGAUUUAAUUUUUUUGACCAUUUUAGACAGAAGAUGAAUUAGGAUUUGUGGGAAUUUCUUAAUCUGGAGUCUGCUUCUUUGGCAUCUCUGACUGUACAUUUUUAUAAGCUAGAAUUAGAACUGAAAAAGAAGAAAGCCAAAAAAAAAGACAUUUUAUUAACUAUUACAGGCUUCUUUAAGGGAAGCCCCAUCUCUGCUGCUUGAAAUAAAGGCUUUACAUAAAAAGCAGUAUACUAAUUCAGAUACAGUGAAUAUAUUUUGGUUCCCUGCUAAGCAGGUAGUAAACUGCUUCUGUAAAGAAGUAAUCAUGUCCUGUUUUUUGUCAUCCAUUUAUAUUUGUUAUUUGUAGUUAUUUAAAUAUAUGUCUUGAAGGAAGUUUUAAAAAGAGUUCCAGAUUAGUCAUGGAUGAAAACAUAAAUGUGAAUGAAGAGUUUUGUUCCAAGAUGUUUUGCAUUCAUUUCAAAUGGAAAGUAGAACUAAUUUGUUUGAUGAAAAUUCAGAAGACUGUGUUUCUUUUCCAUAACACAGGGUAUGUAUCAUGAUUUGCUGAAUAUCCAAUUUACUUGGUGGGUGAGAAGCAUGUGGCUAAAUACUUUGAGCCUUCAGAAUUUAAAGUUUGCAUUUUGUUCUGAGGUUUUAGUAAACCAGUCUGUGCAGCACUGAGAGAAAAAUGGCACAACUAUAUAUAAUUUACUUAAGUUCCUGAAUGGCAAGGGAGCAUUUAUUGUCCAACUGGAACUUUCAACCUGAAAAUAAAAUAAAAAUGAAAAUGUCUCCUCACUAUCCACAUGUGCAGAGCACUGGAAGAUGGAAUUUUCUAAAGGAAGAGGAAGGUAUGAUUAAUUUGAGGGGAGAAGAAGGCACAAGUAAUGAAGGAAGAAAAUCCCAGAAUGUAUCUUUUGGAUUUAAAAAUGACAGAUAAGAAAAAUCAUGUCCUCUCUGAAAACAUACACGAAGCAAGAAAAAUCAGAAAGAAAGCACAAAGAUGUAUUUCACCAAAAAGGAACAAAAGCAGCAGAAACUAAAUGCCAAAAUCAGGAUUUACCAAUGAUUAUAUGAAAAACAGCUCAUCUGGCCUUUUCCACAAAUACGGUGUGUUUAAAACAAAGACAUGAUUAAGAAAAUAUGUCUCUUGUUUUGGAAGAUAAGAGAGAAAAGAGAAACUGAAGGAAUUACUGAAAGGUAAGAAAAAAUGACUGAUAGACAGUUAUUGUUUAUAGGUUGCUACAGUCCCCAGGCUCAAAUUGUUUUGAUUAUAUUAUGGAAAGGUUUAUAACCUGAGCAGUAUUUGCAUGUAAAUAGUAUUUACUCAUGCUUCAUUUUUUGUCAGUGGGUCCACUAUUAUACUUCAAGAUAGCAAUAUUUUCUAGAUCAAUGCUUAGCUCUAAUCAAAUAUUACUUUUUUAAUGAUCAAAAGUCUAAGUUUUACACAUAGUGGAUAAUCACUUUUCUUACAGUAUAUAUUAUACAUAUAACAAAAACAUUAUUAUUUCCUUUUGAGACAGACUAAAAAUAUACCUAGAUAUGUAUAUUUUAA